Armigeres subalbatus is the source of this 1970-nucleotide messenger RNA. RefSeq names its product zinc finger protein 665-like. The record is from RefSeq and is a predicted model, not a curated record. NCBI's taxonomy places the organism in Eukaryota, Metazoa, Arthropoda, Insecta, Diptera, Culicidae. The transcript has 3 exons. Gene Ontology annotation, molecular function: zinc ion binding; RNA polymerase II cis-regulatory region sequence-specific DNA binding; DNA-binding transcription factor activity, RNA polymerase II-specific. Gene Ontology annotation, cellular component: nucleus. Gene Ontology annotation, biological process: regulation of transcription by RNA polymerase II. The coding region runs from base 143 to 1822 and encodes 559 amino acids.
UUGGCAGUUUGUCGUUAAACAAAACAACUUGACUGACGUUUACCCCGUUUACCGCAGCACACCGUUCAGAGGCUUCGCAGGUUUCCAAAAACGGUGAAAAGUUUUUGUUUUUCCUUAAAUAUUUCAUAAAACACCUACUUGAAUGGCGACAGAUGCAACAACGAUGGAUAUCUGCCGUUUGUGUGCUGCAACGGUUACAGAAAGCACAUCAAUAUUCUCUGAACGGAACGGAAGCAUCCUUGCCGAAAUGGUAUUCUUCGUUUCGGCUGUUAAGAUAAACAGAACGGACCCUGUUACCAGUCUGGUUUGUGCAGAUUGUGUGGAGCUAACACUGGAUGCAUUCCAAUUCGUAACACGUAUUCGUGAGGUAGACCAACAUCUGCGCCAAUUUCUUUCGGAACCGGAUGUGAGUAGAGACGCAGACUGUUCUAAGCCAGUUUCAAAAUUACUCAGUUCUGAUCACGACAUAGCCCAUAAGAGAGUUGGUGAGGAAUGUGAUACUGAUAUUCAAGAAGAUGCUCAAAAUCAGUUUGAGUUGGUAGAAAUUGUUGAUGAUUGCUUAGAAGAUGAGCCUGAAGUUGAAUCCAAGAAGCUAAUAAGUCUGCUGAUAGAAUCGGUUAAUGAUACGGGAUCUCAGAAGUGGUCCAAAAUUAUGACCAAUUACGCAGAUAUUAUCAAGGAACAUAUGAAUCUACCGGGAAAUGAUCUUGGUUUGCACGAUGAAGCUGGUAGUUCUGAGGAGGAGGAGAGUUCUGAUUUUGAACCGAAGCAUAUUGAUUACAAUCCUAGAUUGAAGGGAGAGGAGCAGUCGAUUCGAUGCUGUAGACGAGGUUGUAGACUUGUGUUUAAAACACGCGAUGAACUUCUAGAGCACGGUUCUUCCGCUCAUGUCGAUAACCGUUCUUUGUCUAACACAAAACACUCAUAUGAAUGUGUGAUAUGUUUUCAAAGAUUCGAAUCCCGUCGAAAUCUUCUUUGUCAUUUGAGGCGAUUGGUACGCGACUAUCGAUGCAAUUUCUGCAACAUUUAUUUUAAUGCUCCCCAAGAAAGGACAUCCCAUAUGAGAUCGAAUCAUCCGAUCCUACCGAAACCAAGCUAUCGGCUUGAGGAUCAGCCUGUGAAAAUAUGCUGUGGGUGUGAAGAAAUGUUCGAUAAUGUUGCAGGCCUUAUUCAGCACGGAUUGGAGUAUCAUUCAAAGCAACCCACAUACCCUGGAAGUGAGCAGGGAAUCCAAUGUGGCAUAUGUUACAAGUUUUUCAAAACGAAAGCCAGUCUUCGCAACCAUCAGAUUAUGGUGUACAAACCGAAAAACUUCGCCUGUCACACAUGCGGAAAGGCUUUCGAGUGCUUGUCGAAAUUGACCAAUCACGAGACGACUCACACCACUGAGCGAAAGUUCGCAUGUUCGAUUUGCGAGGGUACGUUCAAAACGGCCACCGACUUGCGUGGUCAUCAACGAAUCCAUCAGGAGAAAAAUCUGGCUUGCAACGUUUGUGGGGCUAAGUUUCGCAAAAAGUCGCAGCUGACAUCGCACCGCAAAACACACGACGAUAACGCGUAUGAGUUUGCCUGCAGCCUAUGUCCGAGAAAGUUCAAGGAAAAGUCCAACUGGAAGACCCACCUGAAGGUUCACACCCAAGAGAAGCCGUACAAAUGUGAAUAUUGCCCGAAGGCGUUCCGAUACGUAACGGAUAGGAAGCGACAUGAAAUGAGUCACACGGGGAACUAUCCUUACCAUUGCGUUGACUGUGGGAAAGCAUUCACCCGCGGUAAUCUGUUGCAGGCGCAUAUGCUUGUUUGCGGAAAUAAGGAGGGAAAAUAGAUUUGAGAUUAGACGAUGAAGCGCAUUACCAGUCGAAUGUUAUUUGUUCCGAGCAAAUCGCAUGAGGGCGAGUGCCUAAAAGUGUGUCUUCACACACAAUGCAGACAUCACCUCAAUUCAUCAAGUUAAGUUGAUUGAUAUAUAAUAA